Equus caballus (horse) is the source of this 3710-nucleotide messenger RNA. RefSeq names its product zinc finger protein 317 (gene ZNF317). Lineage: Eukaryota; Metazoa; Chordata; Mammalia; Perissodactyla; Equidae. Gene Ontology annotation, biological process: regulation of transcription by RNA polymerase II. The record is from RefSeq and is a predicted model, not a curated record. Gene Ontology annotation, molecular function: DNA-binding transcription factor activity, RNA polymerase II-specific; RNA polymerase II cis-regulatory region sequence-specific DNA binding.
UGAAGCGGAAGCCAUUACUCGGGGGAGGCUAUUGCCGCUGUACACAUGGGCUGAGGAGAGGUCUGCAGUGGCUUCUUCCGAGCUGUUGGGGACCCUUCGGUUUCCCGCGGCAGAGCGGACUUUCUGUAUGAACUUCUCGUUCAUUGGGCGGCAGCUUCCGUGACCUCCGCUCCUCCCGGUGCUAACCGCAGUCGUAUGCCUGCUCGAAGACUUCCGUGACGGCAAGAGAGUAGCUUCCUACUGCCAGUGCCCUGUUGUUCAGGCAAAUUUACUAUCAUUCUCACGGGAUGGCAGCUCUUGAUCUGUCUCCUACAUGUGCUCUGUCCACCCAAGACCCUGCCUGUCUCCAGGAGUCAGAAAUUCCUCUUCCUUCAAAAGAUCGUUCCUGUCCCCAGGGUGUGGACCUGUUUGCUUGCAAUGGCCUGGAGCCGCAUAUGCCAACCAGUGUUGGUUCCCAGGAAUCAGUGACUUUCCAGGAUGUUGCUGUGGACUUUACUGAGAAGGAGUGGCCCUUGCUGGAUUCUUCUCAGAGAAAACUGUACAAAGAUGUAAUGUUGGAGAACUAUAGCAACCUCGCCUCAGUGGGGUGUCAGGUGGGCAAACCCAGCCUCAUCUCCCACUUGGAGCAAGAAGAGGAGCUGAGGACAGAGGAGAGAGGACUUCACCGAGGCUCUUGUCCCGAUUGGGAGACUCCAUCUAAAACCAAAUGGACAAUUCUUGUGGAAGAUAUUUUUGGGAAGGAAACAACCAAUGGUGUGACAAUGGAUAGAACUCAUCUUGGAGAGAAAUCCACUGGAUAUGCUCACCUGUUUGAAGUCUUCACCAUGAGUGCUCAUCUUACUCAGCAGAUGGGGAGACACACUGUUAAGAGGCCCUAUCACCGCCGGGACUGUGGGGUAGCUCUCAAGAACAGGUCACAUCUAACUCAACAUGUGAGCAUUUACAAUGGGAGAAAAAUGCAUGAAUGUCAUCAGUGCCAAAAAGCCUUCACCACGAGUGCUUCCCUUACCCGGCACAGGAGAAUACACACAGGGGAGAAACCCUAUGAAUGCAGUGCCUGUGGGAAAGCUUUCAAUGAUCCCUCAGCCCUUAGGAGUCAUGCGAGAACUCACCUCACAGAGAAGCCCUUUGACUGCAGUCAGUGUGGAAACGCAUUCCGAACCCUAUCUUCUCUGAAGAUACACAUGAGAGUUCACACUGGGGAGAGACCUUACAAGUGUGAUGAGUGUGGGAAGGCGUAUGGCAGGAGCUGCCACCUCAUUGCACACAAACGAACACAUACUGGAGAGAGACCCUAUGAAUGCGUUGACUGUGGGAAAGCUUUUCAGCAUCCCUCACAUCUCAAAGAGCAUGUCAGGAAUCACACUGGAGAGAAACCCUAUGAAUGCACACAGUGUGGAAAAGCCUUCAGAUGGAAGUCUAACUUUAAUUUGCACAAGAAGAACCACAUGGUAGAGAAAACAUACGAAUGUAAAGAAUGUGGGAAAUCCUUUGGUGAUCUCUUAUCGCGGAGAAAACACAUGAGAAUUCAUAUUGUAAAGAAACCUGUUGAAUGUAGACAGUGUGGGAAAGCGUUCAGAAACCAGUCUAUCCUUAAGACACAUAUGAAUUCUCACACUGGAGAGAAACCGUACGGGUGCGAUCUCUGUGGAAAAGCUUUCAGCGCAAGCUCAAACCUAACCGCACACAGGAAAAUACACACUCAAGAGAGACGCUAUGAAUGUGCUGCCUGUGGGAAAGUCUUUGGCGAUUAUUUAUCCCGGAGGAGGCAUAUGAGUAUUCAUCUUGUAAAGAAACGCGUUGAAUGUAGACAGUGUGGGAAAGCAUUCAGAAACCAGUCAACCCUUAAGACACACAUGAGAAGUCACACAGGAGAGAAGCCCUAUGAGUGUGAUCAUUGUGGGAAAGCCUUCAGCAUAGGCUCAAACCUUAAUGUGCACAGGAGGAUACACACUGGGGAGAAACCCUAUGAAUGCCUGGCCUGUGGGAAAGCCUUCAGUGAUCAUUCGUCCCUGCGGAGUCAUGUGAAAACUCACCGGGGAGAGAAGCUGUUUGCAUCAUCCGUGUGGAAAAGGCUCCAGUGACACAUCUUUAAGAGAAGUGCAAGAGCUCAGACUGAGAGGAAACCUCAUAGGUGUCAGGAAGGCAAGAGAGCCUUGAUGAACUUAUCUUAUUGGGCACAAAAGAAUACAUGUAAAUUGGGAGAAAUCCAGUUUGUGUAAUGAGUUGGAAAGAUUUGAGUUUUUUUCUCAUCACUUUGGAGAUUCGUGAGAGCUCAUCCUGGGGAAGAAGAUGUCUAUGUGGUGUGGAGAAGCUGUCAUUAUGCGUUCAGCUCUUGAAAAACAUGAGAACUUGAGAGAAACUCUAGCCUAGUAUUUAAUGUCGAAAUGGCUUUAACACAGUGUCUCAUAUUCUGGGCACGUGAGUAAGCACAGUAGGGAGAAUCUCUAAAUUCACUGACUGGGCAAACCUUUUCUGCUCUCACACUGUCUUCCUUGUGAGAGAAAUCAUACUAAAGAGAAAAAUCUAUAAAAGUAAGAAUGGGGGAAAGUCUGUAACAGGGGCUGGCAAACUAUGGCCAGCUGUCUGGUAUUUUUUUUACAGCUUGCAAGCUAAGAGUAGUUGUUAAAUUUUCAAAGAAGACAACUGUGUGACAGACACCAUGUAAGUGGUCCACAAAGCCUAAAAUUACUUACUAUCUGGUCCUUAACAGAAAAACUUGGCCAAACUUUUGUCUUCAGCAGCAUUUCUCACCUGGGGGUGAUUUUGGUCCCCAGGGGACGUUUGGCACUGUCUGGAGAUGUUUUUGGUUGUUAUAACUGGGGCAAUGCUACUGGCAUAUAGUUGGAAGACAUCAGGGAUGCUGCUAAAUAUCCUACAAUGCACAGGAGCCCACCACAACAAAGAAUCAUGUGCCCCAAAAUGUUAGUCUUGCUGAGGUUGAGAAACCAUGGCCUACAGCAAUCCCUCAAGUUUUGAAAGGUGUGAGUACUCACACUAGGAGAAAUUAAAACUUCAAAAAUAUAAUCUGUGUAAUUCUUUCAGGCAACACAUGAGAACCCACACCGCAGACGGUCCAUAUGUAGGACAGUUUCAGCCAUUGCCCCCUCAGUUGUGCAUGGGAGAACUCACUUCUCAAUGGGGUUUUCUAGUAAAUAUGAUGCUCCUCUAAAUAACCCUUAUGCCUCAUCACAAAAGGUUUGUAUAUAGUAUUUUUACCAUACCUUCAUUCUUGAUAUAUAUUCAUUUCCUUUUGGAUAACUUCCUUGGCAACACACUGUUUAGAAUGUGUUUUGUACUGUGUAACGUGGGUAUUUUUAGUACCUAUUUGUUACGAAUAUCUAAUUCAAAUGCAUUAUGAUCAGAGCAUGAUGUCUUCAUCAGAUGGAUUCUUUGGAAUGUUUUUGGCCUCCUGUCCAGCCAAGGGUGGCAUGCACUUCUGGUUCCUUCCCCAAUAUCUCUUCUUCCAUAUCAAGAAAAUCCAAGUUUUGUCAGAUUAGUAAGGUGUGCUGCUUUUUAAAACCUUUUACAAGUUUUCUUGCAGCCUGUGCAGUCCAUGUCCCACAGCCUGACCAUUUGACAAAUAAGCAGAUGUCAUUGUAUGGGCUAUGAGAAAGCUCUUGAAAAAGGGUUAUUCUUACCUGGAUUCGUUUGGUUUUUUUCUUUUUUUUUUCUAGAUUGGCGCCUGAGCUAACAACUGUUGCCAAUCU